UAAUAAAUGUUACUUAAAUAAAGCAACAUUUUCAUUCAACAGAUAACGUUUUAUAUAAGCAUAUAUUGUUAUAAUGAAACAACUUUCAGUCAAAUAAAUAGAAACACUAAUUUCAAUGAUAUCUUUUUCUCAAACAUUAAAUGGAUUAUGUGUAUGCAUACGAUAAAUCACAUUUAGUCAUCAUGUAUUACCUCACGCAACAAAAGAAUGCCUGCGAUUCGUCGAUAAGUCGCAGAAAAAAUCUCGGCAGAGAAUGUAAAUUUUCCCGUUUAAAAUUCAUGAAGAGACACGUGCAGUAUCAUAUGAGGAAACCUUUAUCCCUCUCGCAGAAAUCGAGAACUGCGUCUAAAUAAAGUUUACCCUUCAUGUUCUAUGAUCACGAUCAUCGCUUUCCAAGAACGAAAGUCGCGCGGAACAGCGCAGACGCAACGUUUGACUUGCCUCGCUCAAACUUUGUCGCGCGAGCCCCUCAGUCUCCGUCUAACUCUUGUCCUCUAAAUAAUGGUAGGAACUAUGAUGGAAAGAACAAAUCCUGUCGCGACGGUCUACAAUCAUGACAAAGAUAUACAGCUGAGCAUCCAGCUAAAUCGUUGGUUAUUAAAGCCGAUCGGCGUCUGGCCGAACUUAACCGACAUCUCACGUAUGGAAAGAUACGCGUACGGAUUAAUAAACGUAAUUUGCACCAGUCUGAUCGGUUUUCUCUUUAUACCAUCUGCCAUCUACAUGGCGCUUGAAAUGGAUAACAUGUAUUAUAUUUUGAAACUUUCCGGGCCGCUGAGUUUUUGCCUAAUGGCCGUUGUCAAGUACUCCUCGCUGAUUAUUCGCGAGAACGACAUCCGCCAUGGAAUCAAACAUAUCGAGAGCGACUGGAUAAGCACCCAGCAUUACGGCGAUCGGAUCAUCAUGAUCAGGAACGCGAAGUUCGGCCGACGUCUCGUGUCGAUCUGCGCGUUCUUCAUGUACGGCGGUGCCGUAUUUUAUUAUCUCGCCCUGCCUUUCAGUAAAGGCAAGAUCACCGACCAUGAUGGAAACCUGACAUACCGGCCACUAGUGUAUCCAGUCGCCAGGGUGAUCGUCGACGCACGAUAUAGUCCAAUUAGUGAGAUCUUUUUCUGGCUUCAGUGUCUGUCAGGUUUCAUAGCACACUCCAUCACGACCGGUGCUUGCAGCUUAGCCGCCGUGUUCGCGAUGCACGCUUACGGCCGUCUGGAGGUUUUAAUACAGUGGAUCGAACAUCUAGUAGAUGGUCGGGAAGAUUUUUGCGAUAACGUAGAUGAGAGGUUGACGAUGAUCGUACAACAGCACGUUCGAAUCUUACGUUUUAUAUCGCUAACGGACAAAGUAUUACGUGAAAUAUCUAUGGUGGAAAUUGUAGGAUGUACGUUAAACAUGUGUUUCCUUGGAUAUUACACUCUCACGGAAUGGGAGAAUAGAGAGCCUGCAAGUUAUAUAACAUAUAUUGUUCUGCUUAUAUCUCUUACGUUCAAUAUUUUUAUAUUUUGUUACAUCGGCGAACUUGUUGCCGAAAAGUGCAAGAAGAUCGGCCAGAUAUCAUACAUGAUCGAUUGGCAUCGUCUAUCAGGAAGAAAGGGCCUCGCCCUCGUUUUAAUGAUUGCUAUGUCCAACUCGUCGGUCAAACUGACUGCCGGAAAUUUCUUCGAAUUAUCCCUCAGUACUUUCGGUGACGUGGUUAGGAUGUCUGUUGCCUAUUUGAACAUGCUACGUACAUUAACUACAUAACAAUUAAAAAUUAUUAGUAUAAUCACAUACUGAUUGCAAAUAAAUGCUAAAAUUAUAUAAUACAUAUCAAGAGAAAAAAGAAAAAUGAAUGUGAUUAAUAAAACAUUGAUUAAAAUUUACUAAAAUAUUUGCUGAAAGAAAAAAGGUAUAAUAUAUUUUUCUCGUAGUUUCCUCUAAAAUAUCUCUUGCGAAAUACUAUCAGUAAUAUUUUGUGUUUAUAUUAUUAUUAUAUUAUUUCACACUCCUAGUUUGAGAUAAACUUUCUAUGUAAAUCAAGUUCUUUAAUUAACUUAUGUGUACAAAUUAUAAUAUUUUAUUUAUAUGGAAAGCUUACUAAAAAUAUAUACAAAUUAUCUGACUU
Messenger RNA from Solenopsis invicta (red fire ant), 2101 nucleotides. RefSeq lists its product as uncharacterized. Lineage: Eukaryota; Metazoa; Arthropoda; Insecta; Hymenoptera; Formicidae. The record is from RefSeq and is a predicted model, not a curated record. Gene Ontology annotation, molecular function: odorant binding; olfactory receptor activity. Gene Ontology annotation, biological process: detection of chemical stimulus involved in sensory perception of smell; sensory perception of smell. The transcript has 5 exons. Gene Ontology annotation, cellular component: plasma membrane. Bases 502 to 1740 code for a protein of 412 amino acids.